This is a messenger RNA of Tarenaya hassleriana, 609 nucleotides long. RefSeq names its product DNA-directed RNA polymerase I subunit RPA12-like. The record is from RefSeq and is a predicted model, not a curated record. NCBI's taxonomy places the organism in Eukaryota, Viridiplantae, Streptophyta, Magnoliopsida, Brassicales, Cleomaceae. Gene Ontology annotation, cellular component: RNA polymerase I complex. Gene Ontology annotation, molecular function: DNA-directed RNA polymerase activity; nucleic acid binding; zinc ion binding. The transcript is spliced from 5 exons. Bases 182 to 544 code for a protein of 120 amino acids. Gene Ontology annotation, biological process: DNA-templated transcription; termination of RNA polymerase I transcription.
AAAAAAAAAUAAAAAUUUACAAAAAAUAAAAAUUUAUUCCUACGAAUGAGUAUAAAAUUAGACACGGUUUCGAUAUCUACGAAUGAUCUUCCGACCGAGUUCGUGUAUCUAUUAGUUUUGUUUCUGUAAGGAUUUGAAAUCUGUAGAUACGUUUGGUUUGUCUUUGGUCGAAGGUUCUCUGAUGGUGAAAUCUCUGGAAAGCGGUUUCUUAUUCUGCAACUUGUGCGGGACGAUGCUGAUUUUGAAAUCGCCCAAAUACGCGGAAUGUCCUCUUUGCUUGUCCAAGCGAGACGCAAGAGAGAUCAUCGGCAAAGAAAUAUCUUACUCAGUUAGUGCUGAGGAUAUCCGGAGAGAAUUGGGCAUAUCACUGUUUGAUGAAGGACUCGCACAAGCCGAGAGUGAACUGCCAAAGAUCAAGAAGACAUGCGAAAAAUGUGGGCACCCGGAACUCGUGUACACAACCAGACAGACAAGAUCGGCGGACGAAGGGCAGACCACGUACUAUACUUGCCCAAACUGUGGCCACAGAUUCACUGAGGGUUGAGAAAGAUAUUCUCUCUUCUAACAUUGGUGUUACACUUGCACUUUGACCAGAAUAUGGAGUUUAAA